AUGGCGCAGGCUGCAACCCUCCGCCUAGCCUUCUUUUCGCUCAACCUCGCCGGAGGUGUUUCAGCCAUUCUGGUUCUUCUCCUCUCAUUCUUCAAUCGAAAUCGGCAUAAUGAUGGACUACUGGCACCUGUAAUUUCUCUCAGCAUCACUCGGCUCCUAUCUGUAAUCUUCUCGUGUCUCCUCUUGUUUGCAGGUACCAUGGCUGGCUCCUCCGUAUCAGACAUGCUCUGUCGGAUCCAAAGUGGCUUUCAAGUUGCGCAGGCUCCCUUGCUGACUUCCGGCAUCCUCUCCUUUGCUAUCAAUCUUUCUCUGGUAGCAAUGAACACCCCGUCUUCUUCACGAAACCUCGUGCAAUCGACAAAGAUUCUCGUUCUCGGUCUACCAUUUGGCAUCUUUGCAUCCCUCUCUUUGGCAGGACUCCUUGUUGCAUUCUCGGCGCCAUAUCGAGACACAGCACCCUUCCUUUACUGUAUCCUCAAUAACGAAGUUAUGUGGAAGACCUCGACUAUAUUCUCCAUUGUCAUCUCCAUUGCGACGUUCAUCCCAAUAAUGUGGCUAAUGGCGCACGGAUGUUCGUCUUACCUCGCCAUUUUCUGUAGUGUAUACUCCAUGGUGUUUGCUGGGAUGCUCAUCGCCAAACUGCAAACUCAUCGAAUCUUUGUCGACUUGUUCCUCUCGGCAGACCCCCUUAUUGUAUCGCUGGCUGUUUUUCUACAACGGUUAGCCACCUUCUACGGACCUCAACGGCCUGCACACGAUCCAGACAGUCAAGAGAGUCCCGCCAGACCCGGCACCCGACAGACAGCCAAUCCUCCGACCAUCGAGAUCAUCGUCACUUCCACACAAAGGGAUUCGGUGGCGGAACCAAAGCUCUAUGCUCUUACUCGCGCCAUGGGGCUGAGCACGCAGGAACUGCCUAUACAAGAGGCUGAGCCAAAUCAAGAAGGGGACAACGGUUCGCUCAAAUCCCAGGAGCUCCACGUCACUCCGUAUGCUAUCGAUCUCGGUCAAGAUAGUCCUAGCAUUAGGAGUGUGCAGUACGGCGUCGCCCUGGGCCACCCAUCUCGUGAUGCAUCACGAACACAUACACCAGUGAAUAUCGUCAGUGAAGUACGGCGCUCAUUUAUGGCUGCUUCUCGGAACUCGCAUCGACCAGGCGAUAGCAGGGAGUCUGUCGGGCAUGAAAUUUCGAGUGGGAGUGAUCACAACUAUAGUUUCGAUCGUCUCAGGAUGCUUAGAGUCCACUCAAGUACACCAUCAGUGGACGCGUCGGCAUUGGAAUCCUCAGUCGGCGAUCGCGGUUCACCCCGACGUACGGCUUUCGGCUCGUCACGGCACUCUCCUCUUCAAAGUACACUCAACAAGGCCGCAUACACGAAUCCCGUAGCUGCGAGGUCCAAUUCUCAGCACCAUCAAGAGAAUGGCAGCGAUUCUCGGCUCUCCCGUCACUUGCGGCAGGACGGCACCAUGACCUCCGUCGAAAGCGACAUGACAGCAGAGUCGUCAGCCCAUAUGCUAGGGGCCACAACCACUGGCUCAGUCUCUUGGCCCGACGUGUCUACCACUAGCACGCAAGAUCCGACGCGUACUGGACAUCGAGAACAUGCCGUAGCGCACACUCAUUCGCGAUUUGGUGCACAAGAUUCCCCAAUAAGCGAUCCUUCGUUCUACGACCCACUGGGCUUUGCGCCACCCAUGAGUCGAUUCUCGACGAGUAGAGACGCAACACCGUCUCCACUUCUCCUUGACGAAGAUGGCCUGGACGACAUUCAAGAAGCUCCUUCGUCUCCAGAAGACAAUGCAGCUCCAUAUCUGGGCACACAGUCGACUGAAGAUCUGUCCACACUCGAACCCGCCGCGCCUCCACACUUGGGCGCAGGAUCGUCGCAUACAAAAAUCUCUUUCGAGGCGACCAAUGAAGGAUCAGACGCAUGGCCGUAUCCUCGUCAUCGUUCUCCUCCUCCUCGGUAUGGCGAACCUGGUGGCUGGGGGAUGACGGAUAUUAUCGGCGAGAACUACGACUCUUGGGAUGCUUCAGCGAUGAACAGAUUUGAAGAGGAGACGAACGAGCGGAUGUGGUGGCAUCCUUACCAUCGAGGGCUCCUAAAACCUCUGGGACCGGGCAUGCUUCCCGUCCUGACAGCGUCAAAGAUUCACAACGACACGCACGAACUCCUCAAAGUGUCCGCAACUCUACCAGAGGGUGCUUCUACUGCAUCUGCCGAGGGCGCACCCACUCCUCCAGACGCCGACGAGGUUCGACAGGCAAUCCCGCACCCAAAUGCAUAUUACUGCGCAAAGUGUAAUGGAUGGGUCAUUGUGCAAAAGACUAGGGCAUCGAGACCUCCCAUCUUCGACUCUUAUGCGGAGGCCUGUCACGAUCUCAACUUUCCAAAUUCACGAAACCAUAACAGGGAAGCCGAGUGCAACUAUCAGCAUCUUUCUCAAACUUCCUACGACCACGAUCCAGAAAAGGUGCAUCACUACCACCUGUACGAGGAUGCCAUUCCGAGCAAUAGUAUACAACCGCCGUACCUGCGACACUCUUGGGAGCCACCGGCCGAUCUUCCCCGCAAGCUCGUCACUCACCAUGUCGGUGAUAACGAAACCUUUUGGAGCAUUCCAACGUUCAUCAUGUCUGAACGCGACGGGAACGACAUUCACGCCGACAUCGUUCCAGGAGUCGACUAUCUCGAUCUAUACGCGUGCUGCCAAUGCACUACCAACCUCUAUGUGACAAGGAAUCCCGUUCCAGGCGUCGUAUCGCCACGGCUUCUCGCGGACCUUCAGCGAGAACGCGCAAGUGGGGCCAGGGUCCUACUCGUGGAAGCCUUGAUGUGGAAAGGCCAAAAUCGACCUCUCAAAUAUGAUGGUCCAGCAUUUCAACGGAGUUUUGGAGAGGAUGCACAAGCGUUGCAAAUCUGGGGCCAACUUGGGUAUAUCAUCGACCGCACCGAAAGGGUGCUCGUACCUCCAGACCUGACUGAUGCAGAUAUUCGGGCUCGUUUAUUGAGGGGAUGGAUAGAGCUUAGCGCAUACACUGCAGACUAUCAUCGGUCCCAUUCUAGCAGCGUUGCUUCACGCACCAAAGACGGCGUCAUGGUACAUAGGCUAUCGACUAAGGUCAAUUCAGCAACGGAAGAACUUGCGGAUACCAUUGGUGCCCAUUGGAAUCAAAUUCCUCGCGGUCGUAUCGAGGCGCCUCAAUCAGAAUUUGACCCAAUCUUUAAUGAUCUUGGGAUCACUCAAUCUAGCUACACACCAAAGCUACUACAUUACGCAUAUGUACAACAGGCAAGAUGCGACAUCACUCACCUUCCGGUUCAUUUUGGCAAUCUAAGCAACCUCGUGGAGAAUAUCCUCCCCAGAUUAAAUCAAAAUUUGGGCAUGGAUUCCCUCCGUGAGUUGGUGAUCAUGGAGAGGUCCAAGGAUAUUUGGACACCAGAGGACUUCCGACGUGCGCUGGAUCUUCUCAACCUGAAUAUCGACGGUCCACUCAUGAUGAGCAUUUAUGAGAUCGAUCCCCCUUUUCUGGAGCUGGCAUAUCGGACAAAGCUCAAUGAAACCUGGCAGCCAACCUUCUCCACCGUGAGUUGGGGCCAAGACGUGAAGAUGAAGAUGGAACCAGAGGAGGCGCGACAAAAUCUCAAAGAAGCACUCCGAAUCGCUGCAGAGGGCACGGGGAGGCCUGAUUUCUACGAUAUAUACAAGAAAAUGAAGGAGCCAUGGGCUUCCAUGGAUCCAGAAAAGGCAUAUACUGCUUUAGGCGUACCAAACGACACGACUGAUGAGAUGCUGAUGAUGGUGUACGCCUUGCGAAUAGAGGACGCACCCGCUAGCAAGGAAAGGAUGGAUGAGGCCAUGCAAGUGCUCGCCUCUGCGCGAGACAGUGCUCGUCUAAAGGAGUUUGUCAAGUCAGGAAAUGAUCCGGGUGAGGCUGGAGUAAUCAUUGCUCCCGACUGGCCAAGAGGCUUGAAUCAGCUCGGGAAUACAUGUUACUUGAAUUCUCUAUUACAGUAUUUCUACACUAUCAAAGAUCUGCGUCAAGUCAUUCUUUCCAUGAAAGACCAGGCACAUAAUAUCGACAAGGGCAAGCUCAGCGAUGCGCAACUUCAGAAACACCGUGUAGGCGGUCGUUUGGUAACGCGCAAGGAGAUUGAACGCUCUAGGCUUUUCUUGCGUCAUCUGAGCGACUUGUUUACACAAAUGGCCUGGGCAGAGCCCAACGCUGUCACACCUUCUCUAGAACUAGCCAAACUGGCGCUUGUGACUUCAAAGGAUGAAGAGGAGGACGAAUCCAAAGCGAAACCUGCUACUGCAGAGGGUGAGAGCUCUUCUGCGAGCACAGAUGCCACACUUGUGGAGGAGUCUGGUAGCCCGCAGGCCCCUGGGGCCCCAUCAGCACCUUCGACCUCGACAGAAGCCGCUGCAUCGCCGACUCCUACAUCUAAUGCUUCCACAGUCCUAGGAAAGCGGCCGCGGGAGGCUCUUGAAGCUCAACCUGUACCAAGCGUCUCAGGACCAGAGGCGGCUACUCAAGCUACCACAGAUGAAGACGCCCCACCUCAAGCAAAGCGACCGAAUCAUUCACCUACAGUAACCCACGAAUCCUAUGGCUUACAUCAUAAGCAUUUAGACGACAAGGAAAUGGAAAUAGAGGGGGAUGUGUCUUCCAUUGUUGGAUCAGCUGGUGCAUCUCCACCGAGCACACCAUUUCUCUCGCGGGAUGUGACUAUGGAAGAUGUCUCUCAGCCCGAGCCGUUACCCGUGUCGCGCCAGCCACCGCCUCUUCCCCCGAGAAAGCAACCAGUGUCGGACUCUGCAAUGAUGUUCGGGAAGCAGCACGAUGUCGCAGAGUGCAUGGACAAUUGCAUGUUUCAAAUCGAAACUGCUCUCUUGGAUUUUGAAGGGCAAACAACAGUCGAUUCUUAUACUCCUGGAGUCAUCAAAAGUCUCUUCUAUGGCAAAAUGCGACAGCGGAUAACUAUGCCACCGGAUCAAUCCCAGCCGGAAGCAAAGAGCUCUGUCAACGAAAAAGAUGAUCUGUUUUCUCACCUCCCUGUCAACGUUUCGGAUGAGGGGUUCGACCUGCACGACGGCCUAGGUGGUUAUUUUCGCGACAAUGUCGAUUUCGAAGGAAAGAAGGCCGUUAUGGAAGUCUCUCUCCUCGAGCUUCCGCCAAUACUCCAAAUUCAGCUGCAGCGAGUACAAUUCAACCGUGCGACCUCUCAACCAUACAAGUCCCAGGCAUACGUGCGCUUCGAAGAGACGUUGUUCAUGGACCGUUACUUGGAGACCUCAGAUCCUGUCAAGAAGGAGCGGUCCAGAGAGAUUCAGGGCCGGCUGAUGCACUGCCGAGAUCGCAUCAAUACACUUACGCAAGAGCAUGGUGCAUCUAUGGCCACGGCUGUCAAGAAAACUGCCGAGCUACUUCAGGGUGUCUUCGCUCCCUUGGUAGAGACGGAAGGAUACACAGAUAGCCAUGUGGAUGCUAUCAAAGCUGAAUCAGUUCGACUGGAGGAGGAGCUAAGUUCGCUGCGCGGAACGGUAGUUCGCCUCAAACAGGAGCUAGAUGAGCUCUGGAGAGAUCAGCAAACAACUGAAUACGAGUUAACCUCGGUGUUUAUUCACAGAGGUUCGACGCCAUCCUGGGGUCAUUACUUCUUCUAUGCACGGAACCUACCCGACAAACCGGAAGAGUGGUUCAAGUACAAUGAUUCAGCUGUUUCAAAGGCGUCUAAAGAAGAGGUUCUUGCAGACACGACAGGUUCGACAGCAAACCCGUAUCUGGUACGUCCAAAGCCACCAUACGGACGACUCGCUUGA
This is a messenger RNA of Serendipita indica DSM 11827, 5826 nucleotides long. The record is from the annotation of a GenBank genome assembly. Lineage: Eukaryota; Fungi; Basidiomycota; Agaricomycetes; Sebacinales; Serendipitaceae.